This is a messenger RNA of Zingiber officinale, 1105 nucleotides long. Its product is annotated as aquaporin SIP2-1-like. The record is from RefSeq and is a predicted model, not a curated record. The transcript is spliced from 3 exons. Gene Ontology annotation, cellular component: membrane. Gene Ontology annotation, molecular function: channel activity. Bases 132 to 851 code for a protein of 239 amino acids. NCBI's taxonomy places the organism in Eukaryota, Viridiplantae, Streptophyta, Magnoliopsida, Zingiberales, Zingiberaceae. Gene Ontology annotation, biological process: transmembrane transport.
CUUCUCACACUACUACGCCACCAAGGCACCAACCACCAAUCAUUCGUCCGCACGAUGAGGAAAAUUACGAUAAUAGCGAGCGGAGGAAGAUGAAGACCUAAAGCCCGACGAGGAGGAAGUGGAGGCGAUCGAUGGGGCGGCGGGCGUGCUUGAUCGUAUGCGACGCGGCGAUGUCGUUUGCGUGGGUGUGGGCCGGCGCCCUCGUCAAGCUCCUGAUCCGCGACGCCCUCGGGCUCGGCCACCGCCCCGUGGGCGAGGCCCUCAGGCUCGCCCUUUCCGUAGCAUACAUGUUCGUGUUCGCGGGCUUCGCCCGACUCACCCGCGGCGCUGCCUACAACCCCCUCACCGUCCUCUCCUACGCCUUCUCCGGAGGCCCCGACGGGUUCUUCUUUACCGCCCUCGGAAGGAUCCCUGCGCAGGUGAUUGGAUCUGUUAUUGGUGUUAAGUUGAUCAGAGAAAUCUUUCCUACUGUUGGACAUGGACCUCACUUGAGUAUUGAUAUUCAUCGAGGGGCAUGGACUGAAGGGCUCCUUACAUUUGUGAUCGUGAUGGUUUCUCAAAUGCUAAAGAAGAAAGAUACUAACAGUUUCUUCAUGAACACAUGGAUUUCAAGCAUUUCCAAAUUGACUCUUCAUAUACUUGGUUCUGAUCUAACUGGAGGAGUGAUGAACCCUGCCUCUGCUUUUGGUUGGGCAUUUGCUCGGGGAGAUCAUAUAAGAUUGGAACAUUUGAUUGUUUACUGGUUUGCACCCGUUCAAGCAACUUUGCUGGGGGUUUGGACAUUUAAAUUGCUCACUGGGCCAAAUAGCAAGCAGCUGAAAGCUGGAGAUCACAAGGACAAAUCUGAAUGAGCAGAAAGAUUCGUCUUCAUAUUCUUUCAUAUUUGAUACACUAAUUAUUGGAGUUUAGGAAACUCCACAAUCAAAAGAAAUUUGUAAAAGCUCUGUUUCAUACGUCGAGAUAGUGUAGCUCUGUUAGUAGCAUGCAAUCAUCUAAUAUCUUCUGAUAGUGUUGCAAGACCAUUUUGUAUAGACAAACUCCCAUUUUGUAUAGUGCUGAACAGAUGCCUUGUCUUAAAGGUUGAUUCAGAAACUGUGCUUAUUUA